Messenger RNA from Hevea brasiliensis (rubber tree), 4078 nucleotides. RefSeq names its product putative disease resistance RPP13-like protein 1. NCBI's taxonomy places the organism in Eukaryota, Viridiplantae, Streptophyta, Magnoliopsida, Malpighiales, Euphorbiaceae. Bases 144 to 3575 code for a protein of 1143 amino acids. The record is from RefSeq and is a predicted model, not a curated record. Gene Ontology annotation, molecular function: ADP binding. The transcript has a single exon. Gene Ontology annotation, biological process: defense response to other organism.
GGACAAACAGAGCACUUCCUGCUUAAUUUCCACACAAAUGCUUUGUUUCUUUGCUCUUCAACUUCAACGUCUGUUUUCCUUUGCUUUUCUUCAUUAGCUUUUCGUCCCUUUGCAGUCUAACCCUUCGCGAAAAGUGAAAAAUCAUGGAUGCAGCAGCUGUUGGAGGAGCAUUUCUUUCUGCUUUUCUUCAGGUCCUUUUUGACAGGGUGGCUUCUCCUCAGGUUGUUGGUUUGUUCCAGACCCGAAGACCUAAGGAUAGACUGCUCAAGAAGUUGAAGACUACUUUGGUAUCUGUCAAUGGACUACUCGAUGAUGCUGAGGAGAAGCAGAUCAUCAGGCUAGCUGUGAAACGCUGGCUCGAUGAGCUUAAAGUUGCUGUCUAUGAAGCCGAUGACUUAUUGGAUGAGAUUGCUUAUGAAGCUCUUCGAUCGGAGUUGGAAGCUGAAUCGCAAACAGGCAUAGAUCAGGUGCGGAAGUUUUUCACUUCUGUUUCUCCAUUUAAAAAUGAGAUAGAAGGAAAGUUAGAAGAGAUCCUUGAGAGAUUUGAUCAUUUAGUAAAACAAAAGGAUGUUCUUGGUUUGAGUCUGAGGGAGGGUUUUGGAGAACACCCAUCAUCACAGAAAAUACCCACAACGUCUCUUGUAGAUGAAUCUGCUAUUUUAGGCAGGGAUGAUGAUAAGGAGACCAUAAUAAAGUUGUUAUUGGAUGAUGGCAAUAGGAAUGAGCUGGAUGUGAUUCCCAUAGUGGGUAUGGGUGGGGUUGGUAAAACUACCCUUGCACAGCUUAUCUACAAUGACAAUAGGGUGCAAGAUUGGUUUGAUCUCAAAAUAUGGGUUUGUGUUUCUGAAGAAUUCGAUGUGUUUAGGCUAACAAGAGAUAUUUUAAAAGAGACGGGUGAUUUCAGAACUCUAGAUGAGCUUCAAGUUGUGCUUAAGGAGAAAUUGAUGGGCAAAAAAUUUUUGCUUGUUUUGGAUGAUGUAUGGAGUGAAAGCUAUGAUGAUUGGGACAUCUUGCAAAGACCUUUAAAGUAUGGGGCAAAAGGAAGUAAAAUUGUUGUUACAACAAGAAAUGAAAGUGUAGCCUUGAUUAUGCGAACUGUUCCAAGUCAUUACCUAAAGGAAUUAUCUCAUGAUGAUUGUUGGCUCCUGUUUGUAAGACAUGCAUUUGAAAAUGGGAAUUCUGAUGCGUAUCCAGAUUUAGAAGUUAUUGGUAAGAAAAUAGCAAAAAAAUGUGAUGGUCUACCCUUAGCUGCAAAAGUACUUGGGGGUCUCAUGCGCAGCAAAAAGAAGGACGUUAACGAAUGGGACGCUGUAUUGCAAAGCAACAUGUGGGAUUUGGCAAGUCAAAACAUUCUUCCAACAUUAAGACUUAGCUACUAUCAUCUCCCAUCUCAUUCAAAACAGUGUUUUGCGUACUGUGCAAUAUAUCCCAAGGAUUAUGAAUUUGACAAGGAUGAUUUGGUUCUUCGUUGGAAGGCAGAAGGACUUUUAGUCCAACCAAGUAAUAUGGAUAUGGAAGAAAUAGAUGACUCCUGCUUUCAUGAUCUUGUAGCAAGGUCAUUUUUUCAACCCUCAAAAACCAAUGAAAGUGGCUUCAUGAUGCAUGACCUUAUUCAUGAUUUGGCUAAAUUUGUAUCUGGAGAGUUUUGCUUAAGAUUAGAAGGUGAUGAUUUAUGCAAAAUAUCUAGAACAAUGCGAUAUCUAUCCUAUGGAGGUGUAAAAUAUGAAAUUUUGAAUAAAAUUCUGGAAAUCUCUACAGGUCAACAUUUGCGCACUUUCACAACUUAUCAGCCACUGAAUCAGUCAAGAUGCCAAUGGGCUAGACGAAUGGAUGAUGACAUAAAACUUGGUUUGUUGUCAAAAUUCAAGCGUCUAAGGGUAUUGUCUCUGUCAGAUAAUGAUUAUAUAGUUGAAUUAUCUGAUGUGAUCAGCAAUUGGAAGCAUCUACGUUAUUUGAACUUAUCAGGGGCAGCCAUAAAAAGGUUACCUGAAAUUGUCUCUACUUUGUACAAUCUGCAAAUUGUAAUAUUAUAUAGGUGUAGACGUUUAAUUGAGUUGCCAACCCACAUAGCAAGGUUAAUCAAUCUGUGCCAUCUUGAUAUUAGAGAUACAGGAUUACAAGAAAUGCCAUCACAAAUGGGUAGGCUAACGAAGCUCCAAAGUUUAAGUGAUUUCUUUAUAGGAGAGAGGAAUGGAUCUAGUCUUAAAGAAUUGGGGAAACUUCAAUAUCUACAAGGGGAACUUUCUAUUCACAAUCUUCAAAAUGUUGUAGAUGUUGAAGAUGCUUCAGAAUCCAACUUGAAGGGUAAAAGGCACCUUAGGAAGUUGGAGUUGCUAUGGAAUGGUGAUCCUGAUGACUCACAGCGUGAAAGAAGCGUACUUGAGCAAUUACAGCCUCAUACAAAGGUGGAAUGUCUUUUCAUUAAGGGAUAUGGUGGUACGAAAUUUCCAGAUUGGUUAGGAGAUUCUUCUUUCUCAACUUUAGUAAAAUUGAAGCUUUAUGGGUGUAGAUAUUGCUCCUCCUUACCACCGCUUGGGCAGUUAGCAUCUCUAAAAGAGCUUGAUAUGUUAUCAUUUUAUGGAGUCCCUGCUGUGGGUCCUGAGUUCUAUGGAAAUUGUACAUCCAAUGAGAAGCCAUUUCGAUCCCUUGAAAUUUUAAGUUUUGCAGAUUUCCCAGAGUGGUAUGAAUUGAUUCCUUGUGUGGGAGCUUUCUCUUGUCUCCAGGAGCUUCACAUAUUCAAUUGUCCAUUUUUGACAAAAGCCUUGCCAACGCACCUUCCUUCUUUAACAAAGCUUCAGAUUGAUGGAUGUCAGCAGCUAGUGGUUUCAUUUCCACCCACUCCAUCCAUUGUUGAUAUGGUAAUAGAAGAUGAUUCUCGUGAUGUGAGACUUGAGAAAUUGGCUUCUGGACUCUAUGGUCUUAGAGUCAGUGGUUCUAUCUCUCUAGAUUUGGUACUAGAGUGGUUGGAGCAAAUGCAUGUUUUUCCUGCUACUUUAGAAGCAAUUCAGAUCUCCAACUGCGAUUCGCUUAGGUGCUUUUCGUUAGAAUUGUUCCCGGAGUUAAAGCGUCUUGUCAUUUUUCAUUGUCUAAAUCUGGAAUGGCUAUAUGCAUCUCAAGGAGAUUUCCUGCAGUUGGAAACAAAUAGAUUCUCCUCCAAACUAGAAUUGCUUCAACUUGAUUGUUCCAACAAACUCUAUUGUCACUUGCAAUGGAUUUUGCAAACUCUACCAUCUCUUUCACAGCUCUCUAUCCAUUCAGACCACAAUGCAGAAUCUUUCCCUGAGAUUACAUUGUUGCCUUCCUCUCUAACCUCCCUUGAAAUCCACGAUUUUCAGAAUUUGAAAUCUCUGGACCGAGGGGGCCUUCAACACCUCAAGUCUCUUAAACAACUUACAAUCUCGGGAUGUCCUAUGCUCUCUUCAAUUCCAGAUGAGGGCCUGGCCUCCUCCAUUUCAUUGUUGUGCAUCAUGGAAUGUCCUUUGCUUGGAGAAAGGUGUCAACAGGGGACAGGUGAAGACUGGUCCAAAAUUUCUCACAUCCCUCAUAUAGAGAUUAAUUGGGAGAAGAUAAAUUGAGCUAGAAGACUUGGAUUUGUUUCUCAAAUUCCCUGAAAAUUGGAAUCUAAGAAAGACAUGGUUGAUCUUUUUCUCUAUGCAUUUGAGGCUUCUAUUUUGACCUUUUUUUCUCUUAAACUAAUUCAGUUCUGGUUGUCAAUAGAACUGGAAUGCUGGCCUCAGGUAAAUUUAUUCUGACUUUUGCGUUUGUAUCCAGUCAAGCAGUCCAUACCAGAUACUGUUAUUGACUCUUGGCUCUAUUACCAUGCUUGUGUCUAAUUGUUUUCUUUCAACAACCAUGAGAACGGGUGACUUUUAAAUCCAAAACUGGACACAGCAGUAGUUCAAAGAUUGACAGCACAGGCUCCACCAAAGAUGUUGCAACAUUGAGUAUUAGAUCUCUCUACAGAUGCAUGUACAAAGCAAUUUAGUAUUUCUAUACAUUAACAAAAUAUGUGAGCAAGAUAUUUAAGGAGCCAUCCUAGAUUAAUUGAUCAACACGAAUGAGGAAGCAUUUGGUAACC